Molecule: messenger RNA, 3072 nt
Organism: Manis javanica (Malayan pangolin)
Lineage: Eukaryota; Metazoa; Chordata; Mammalia; Pholidota; Manidae
Gene: NOBOX
Product: NOBOX oogenesis homeobox
Biological process (GO): regulation of transcription by RNA polymerase II
Molecular function (GO): DNA-binding transcription factor activity, RNA polymerase II-specific; RNA polymerase II cis-regulatory region sequence-specific DNA binding
Source: RefSeq, a predicted model, not a curated record
AUGGAGCCCGCACCGGAGGCCUGCCAGGAGCCGCGGGGUGAGCGCCCCAGGCGUGGGCGGCGGGGCGGGGUCCGGGAGCCCACCCCGUCGCACCCUCCUGCCCCGGGGUCCGACCUGUCUUCCUGCGGGGGAGACAAGCAAGAGGGUCAGCCAGCCUCAGAGCAGGAGGCGGCGUUUCCUCGUGGCCGGGCUCCCCUCCUCCCUGGUGCUGAGGUCAGUGGGUGCUGGCUCUCCACAGGCCGGGAAGGUGGAAGUAAGCCCCUGGCUGCCGGGCUGGAGGAGGAGGAGGGGGAACCUCGGCGGAGUUCAGCCCCCCACACCCAGGAUGCCCCAUGUGAGGAACUGCCCGUCGCCCGCACCGUCUCGGGGGAGAAGAAGCUGUCUCAGGACCCGGCAGAGCCAAUGGGGGCUGCUGCUGGGAGGGCGUGCCAGCCCCUGGGCUCAUGGGCUCCCCCCAGAGACAAGACUCUGUCCGCACCCGGACCCCAGGCUCAGCCGGAAGGCUGCUCCCUCCUGGUGAGAGAGGAGACGCAGGGGAAGAGGUCCCACUCUGCAGCCCCCAGUAAGCAGAAAAAUCCCAACGCCGUGGGUCUGGCACCCACGUCACCUCCUGGUGCUACUGCCUCAGCCCGAGCCGUGCACAACCCAGUGCCCUGUGGGUCGGGCCGGGGGCCCUGCCAUCUGGCCAACCUCCUGAGCACACUGGCCCACAAGGGCCAAAACACAGACCAGAAGAAGAGGCCCCCGGAAGUGACCUGUCAGGUUCGGAAAAAAACCCGAACCCUGUACCGCUCAGACCAGCUGGAGGAGCUGGAGAGACUCUUCCAAGAAGACCACUACCCGGACAGCGAUAAGCGCCGGGAGAUUGCCCAGACGGUGGGGGUCACUCCGCAGCGCAUCAUGGUGUGGUUCCAGAAUCGCAGGGCAAAGUGGCGAAAACUGGAGAAACUGAAUGAGAAAGAGAGCAAGGAAGGUCCCGCAGGCCCGGCCCUGGCCAGCAGUCAGUGUGGGAAAGGAAGUCUCCUCCCGCAUCAUCCCUGCAGCUCUGCAGCCGAGCAGCCCCCGACUGUGCCCAUGGACCCAGGGUCUGAAAUCUUCCCUUGUGAACCCCCUCUGGGUACUCUUGCAGAGCCCCCCUUGCUGCUGACGUCUGACCAGCCCCUGGCCCAACCCCAGCAGGGUGAGAGUGCUCAGAGGGUGACUGUGACUCCACCACUCUUCAGCCCCCCACCCGUUCGAAGAGCCAACCUUUCUUUUCCCCUCGGCCCUGUCCACACCCCACAACUGAUGCCCCUGCUCCUGGACACUCCUGGCAAUGACAGCAGCCACAAGGAUGGUGCCUGUGGGCCCUGGGGGCCAAGCAUCACGCCACCGCCCACCUGCUCAUACUUGGAGGAGCUGGAACCCUCGGAUUACCAGCAGAGCACCCAGAUGGGCCCAUUCCCGCUAUCCCAGGGUGCACAGACGCAGCUUUGCCCCCACCCUCAGCCCCAGGUUUCAUACCUGCAUCCCUUCCCCUUCCACGUGCCCGGGUCACUGACGCCUCCACUGCCAGAAGACUCCCUCUUCAUGCUGCCUUAUGGCCCCAGUGGGGGCCCAUCACAGGGCUACUUCCCAGGCCCCCCAUCUGGGCAGAUCCUGCUGCAGCCCCCUACCGGGAAUCUGGGUACAGUCCCUUGGAGUGAGCCCUGCCUGCCAGAACUGCCUUUCCUCAGCGCCUUCUGUUCCCAAGCACUGGGGCACCCCCCAGCAGCUGACGGCUACUUCCCCGACCUGCUUCCAGCUCCCUAUGCUCAGGCCAUGGGCGGGCAGCCUUCUCCAAGUCUCAGCCAGCCGCCGAACGGGGCCAGACCAGGAACCAGGCCCUCACUCAGCAAGGCCCAAGAGGAGCAGCCCUCCGCGCCAGACAAGGUCUGAGCGGAAGACAAGAACAGCCAUGGGGCCGAGGAGGGGAAAGAGGCUGCUUGGCAGGGAGGGCAGAAAAAUGUUAGGAAAGACUAUGGACUCUGUUGACAGGGGCGGAAGCCGGGGGCUCCCCUGGGUGGGCUCAUCUUGCUGAGCACUGAUUUGAGAAGGACAAGGGCUGUCUCUACACCUCUGUAUGGUGUCCUGAAGAAGACAGGUGGCCUGCGUUACUUCUAGACAUUGUAUCACUUUAUGUUUCCAUGCAGACGAAUGGGUCAACGGGUCCAUUGUAAGCAGUAAACUAGUCUGUCCUUGAGUCUCAGCCAUGACGUGUCCCCCACCCCUGCUAGUUCAGAGCUCCGUUGUGUCCACUGCGCAGCACGCAGCCACCCAGUUGGUGGAUGUAGUCCUGGGCAGCCCAGCCGAGGUCUCCCUGGCAUCCUCCCUGGGCCCAUCUCUCCUGCUGGAGGAGGAACUGGGCAUCUUGGUCUUGUCUUUAGUCCUGCCAUUAAACCGCGUUCUAUUCCCAAAUUCAGGACCGAACCUGAGCAAAUCUGGGCCUGUCCUCUCUUGAAUUUGGGUCCUGUAGGGUUAGGGUUGCAGGAGAAGCCCAAGGAUAUUCUAGAUCCAGUCUCUGGUAUUGUGAAUUGAGAUCCAUUCUCCUCAAGCUCCUUUUCUGAGGGGAUGGCGUAGGAAUGAGGGGUGGGAGCACCCAGAAGAGAGUACCCUUAUAAGUAGCACCCACAUCAGCUGGCCCUCCAGUGCCCAAAGAGCUAGGAUUUGAGAAUAUUGAUCCAAACUGCUUCAUAGUGUAUUUGGGAAGUGUGGAGGUGCCAUUCUGGACCUCCAAAUGCUGUGAUUCUUGGAAAAUACAUUUUAUUUUCCAAAACGUGUAUUAAAAGCAAUCAUUAAUAUGUAUCCUUUAUCACAGUUCUAGGCUUAUGGCCCAGAAGAAUUGAAAAGGAAAACUAUUUGGAAAUGGGGAAGAAACUUCUCAGUUGUGCAAACACAUGUCCGUUAUCUGUGGGGUUCUAUAGACGGACGGUACUGAGCAGCUCUGCUCUGGGAUUCUAGGCAGCUUUUCCUAUUGCCACUCAAGGAUUGUAAUAGCCAGGCUUCAGUUGCCUCAAUUUGGGGAUUUGAAUGUACACAUUGAAAUAUUAAAUG